AACAACUACGUUGCCUUUCUUUCCUACUAGUCUUUCCUGCUAGUUACCUGACGUUGAUCAGCAAUGUUUUUUUCUUAGACGUUGUGUUUUGUCCAUAGUUUCUCCCUCCACACAGUUCUUCUUUGGAAUAAUGCUGAUAUAACUCUUAGAAAUAAGUCUCUAAGUUUUAAUUGUAUUCAUUGUUCUGUUUGUGGUUAAUAGUGUGAGUCGCCCUCUAGUGUCGCGGACGCGCUACAGCAGCAGCACAGAGCGCGCGCGUCACAAUACGAGUUUACACAGACUAAUGCAGUUUACACCCGUUAGAGCCACAGAAGGACGUGUUAUUCAUGAAUGAGUCUCACGCUCUGAUAUUGAACAUUUCGAUCAGUGUGUGGGAUCAGUGUGUUUGAGCGAGAGACAGCAUCAUCAUCAUCAUCAUCCAGCGGAGGACAAAGACGCAGAAAUGGGUCACAGCAGCGAAUGAUGAUCUCAGGGUCUCUCUUCUGCUCUGUGCUCCUCAAACAUCACGUCAUGUUCCUCAGCUGUGUUCUUCUGCUGUGUCUCCUGCUGCACGUCUGCGGUGGGACGCUGGACCCCGACAGAGAGAUGUGUUACUCUCGACAGCAUCGGGACGCUGCUGUAAACACACAUGUGUCUCUGGGUCAGAGGGGAACCGUCAUGGAGGCCCGAGCCAUGCCUUCAGAGAAAGACUGCAUCCUCACCUGCUGCUCGGAGGACGUGGCUCCAGGGCUGAAGUGUAAUCUGGUGGUGUAUAAACCGGCGGAGCGGCCCGGAGAUCUCAACUGUGAGCUCUUCCACUGUCCGAGCGAGAGAGACUGUCCUCUGAUGACCGCCGGCCCCGGAAUCAACACCUACAACAUCUUCAAGGGUUUAACUCAUCCAACAACUAAAGGAAGUGAAAGAAUUACAGCCAAACCUGCAGCGCCUCAGCUGACCACACCCAAAACUACACCUAUAACUACAACUACACCCAUAACUACACCUAUAACUACAACUACACCCAUAACUACACCUAUAACUACAACUACACCCAUAACUACACCUAUAACUACAACUACACCCAAUACUACACCCAUAACUACACCCAAGAGUACACCCACGACUACACCAAUAACUACAACUACACCCAUAACUACAACUACACCCAAGACUACACCCAUAACUACAACUACACCCAAGACUACACCCAAAACUGCACCUAUAACUACAACUACACCCAAGACUACACCUAUAACUACAACUACACCCAUAACUACAACUACACCCAAGACUACACCCACCACUUCGAUUACACCCAUAACUACACCCAAGAGUACACCCACGACUACACCAAUAACUACAACUACACCCAUAACUACAACUACACCCAAGACUACACCCAAGACUACACCCAUAACUACAACUACGCCCACGACUACACCAAUAACUACACCCAUAGCUACAACUACACCCAAGACUACACCCAUAACUACAACUACACCCACGACUACACCAAUAACUACAACUACACCCACGUCUACACCCAUAACUACAACUACACCCAAGACUACACCCAUGACUACACCCACAACUACACCAAUAACUACAACUACACCCAUAACUACACCCACGACUACACUCAUAACUACAACUACACCCAAGACUACACCCACAACACCUGCGUCUACACCCACAACUACACAGACGACUCCAGCACGACCACCACCAACCAGUACCACAUCCAACAGUGAAGCCACUGAAGCAGCACUGACUGAGUCAGAAUCAGCAGAGAUGCUGGUACCUGUCGCUAUGACGACCGCAUCCACUACCACGGCAACUAGCACCACACAAUCCUCCUCCACUAAAAGCAGCAGCACUAAAGCGCCACGGACCGCCAUCAAAUCCAACCGUCCCAAGAAACCCAGCAAACCCUCGAGACCAGAAACGCAUUCAGUGAAGCCCGUCAGAUACACAACGAUCCCGACGAGCAGCACACCUGCAACUACAACAACUACAACCACCACCACUACAACCACAACUACAAGCACAGCAGCCGUGAUCGAGCUGGAGAGCGACCCGAAGCGCCGAGGUUUCUCUCGAGAUCCUCUUCCAGAGAAGCCCAAGGUGUCUCGAGUGAUGUGGAAGAACAGCCUGGUGGCCAUCGUGGUGAUCACACUCAUCUUCCUCACACUCAUCCUCUCUCUGGCGGCCCGUAAAGCCAUGGAGUCCUUCGACAGACGCCACUACACCCGACUGGAGCUCAACGACCUGCACUACGAGGUUUAACACCACCGACACCACAAUCAAAGGAGACAUGUGUUUCCUGGUAACUCACUGGGAGAGAGCUUUGUGUUUUAAUAUUUAGGCUGUGUAGACACUGCACACUGUUGACGCUUCAUCUGUGAAUCGAGACUGAAGGAGAGAAAUCAAAAGCAAUACACUGAACUCAGGUGGAGUGAGAUGGUGAGCAUCACUCCUUCAAGAUGUUUCUUUGGCUCAAGUUUUGUUUUCUCUGGAGAAACACGGGUAAGAACGGCCUCAGCUGAGUUAUAUUACGUGUUUUCUGGAUCCAGAGCACACAUCUCCUUCACUAAUGGAUCGUGAGCUUUAUUUCAGCGAGAUCCUCACAUGUGUUUCACGUUUUCACUGUAACUGAACGAGCGGCGCGGUGUGAAUGUGCUUUUUUGGAUGAUUGUCUGCUUUAAUGAUCACCGAACAACAGCAUGAGAUUGAGAAAUCUGUCCGGUUCAUUCAGUUUGUUUUGAUCUUAUUCUGCUUCAGUAUUUUCUAAUCUGUUAUGAUAUGUUUGUUGUUGGUAUAUUUUUGGUGAGCCUAGGCUUUUACAGACACCUUGAGAUUAAUGUGAUUAUUUCUCUUGCAAGAAAUAAAAAUGAGUCUUUUUCAGUCU
Molecule: messenger RNA, 2887 nt
Organism: Carassius auratus (goldfish)
Lineage: Eukaryota; Metazoa; Chordata; Actinopteri; Cypriniformes; Cyprinidae
Product: mucin-2-like
Exons: 4
Coding region: 460-2265 (601 amino acids)
Source: RefSeq, a predicted model, not a curated record